AAAUUGAGCUGAAUUACGGUAAUAUUUGAACAUGGAUUAAGAUGUUCCAAGAGAAGAACAGAUAAGAAAUAUGCAUUCGUCUUGGGGAUUCACAUCCUAAGGUUAGCAUACCGAGAUGGAAACAAUAAAAAAACUAAGGAAAUCACCGAAUCCUCGGGAAACGGCGCCGUUCCUUUCCAAGCUGACAUUUUGGUAUUUGAAUCCACUAUUCAGAAAAGGAUGGAAGACACCAUUGGAGUCUUCAGAUUUGCACGAAACAUUGAAAGAAUAUUCUUCAAAGCAGCUUGGAAGCGACUUAAAAAGUGAAUGGAACAAAGAGCUGGAGAAAAAAAAGACAGGGAAAAAAGCAAGUCUUCUGCAUUCACUGACGAAAACACACAAAUCGACCAUCUUGAAACAAGGCUUGCUACUUUUCACUGAGGCUUGUCUGCAGGUAGCCUCUCCAUUUCUGGUUGGAUUUCUUGUUGAAAUCUUUGGUUCAAGUAAUGCGCAAAAUAGAAAUGCGGCCUACAUGUAUGCUGGAGGAAUCUUGCUCAUAUUCACUUUGUCUCUGAUUUGCCGGCAUGCGGCGCUUUUCAUUUUGGAACGCCUCGGACUGAAGAUGAGAACUGCAUUGACUGAACUUGUGUAUCAAAAGGCACUCACACUAAAUCAAAGUGCAUUUUCACAAACCUCAUCAGGACAGAUUGUCAAUUUCGCAUCGAGUGAUGCCCAGAAACUGCUAGUUGGACUGCUCUUUGUGAAUUCGUUUUGGAUAGCGCCAUUCCAGCUCCUUGUCAUCUCUGUUCUUAUUUAUACCCAAAUUGGCAUCGCUGUGUUUCCCGGCGUUGGCCUAAUGCUACUCUUUAUUCCAUACCAAAUUGGGCUGGGGAAGCUUUUUGCAUAUCUAAGGCGCAAAGUUGCAGCUCUUACAGAUCAGAGAGUGAACAUCAUGAGUGAGGUGAUCAAGGGAAUGCGUGCAAUUAAGAUGUACUCUUGGGAGGAGCCUUUUACGAAUAUCGUCAACGCGAUUCGACGGAAAGAGAUUGGUCGUAUUAAACAAACAGUCAUGGUACGGGCCCUGAACUCGACAGUUUUUACUUCAAUGCCAUACUUAUGUGGGCUUCUGAUGUUUACAACUCAUUAUCUCCUUGGCGAAACAUUAACUCAAAAGAAAGUCUUCAGCAUUAUUGCCCUGUUACAAGUUCUGAGGUUCCAUUUGAAUCUUUUCCUUCCGAUCGCUGUUCAAUGCGGCGCAGAGAUGGUUGUCGCCUGUUCUCGUGUACAGGAAUUUCUGGAACUGGAUGAAAUGAAAUCGGAGAAUGUUGUGUCUAGCACUUUGUCUCAAGAAGACCCAAUUCCCUACGUCGUUGCCAAAAGCUUAAAAGCUUCUUGGAGCAAGUCAGAAGAUGAUCUCAGUCUCAAUGGUAUUCACUUUGAUCUCACUGCGGAGAAGCCUUUACUAAUGAUUGCUGGACCUGUUGGGGCUGGAAAGAGCUCAGUCUUAAUGGCUUUGUGUGGUGAGCUUCCUAUCAUAGAAGGCCAAGUACAAAUCAAUGGUUCUAUCGCUUAUGUUUCGCAACAGCCGUGGAUCUUUUCAGGGACUGUCCGACAAAAUAUUCUUUUUGGACAGCCAUAUGUGGCAGGGAGGUACAAAGAAGUGAUUAACGCAUGCGCUCUCGCAGAGGAUUUGAGUCAUUUUCCGGAAUCUGAUCACACGAUCGUUGGAGAGAGAGGAGUCUGCAUCAGUGGAGGUCAGAAAGCACGGAUCAGUUUGGCAAGGGCUGUUUAUCGAAACGCUGACAUCUAUCUGAUGGAUGAUCCAUUAAGCGCUGUUGACACAAAAGUUGGGCGCCACGUGUUUGAAGAAUGCAUUAACGGAAUAUUGAAGACGAAAAUCAGGAUUUUGUGCACGCAUCAAGCCCAGUACUUUAAAUACGCUGAUAAAAUACUCGGCCUUCGAGAGGGCAAGCAGAUUACCCUUGCUUCUCUUGAUGAGCUCAUUGAAAUGAGGUUCGACGUGAACUCUCUGACGUCAGAAGAAUCCUUUGAGAAAGAAUGGGACAGAGACAGUGCUGUAGACUUCGAAGAAGUUAGGGUACACGUGAAACAGCCCCGGGUCCGCUCAAACUCCACCACCUCGUCUCAUUCUCAUAGCUCUAGUAUCAAAGUAGCUUCUCGUGUCAACCUCAGCUACGUUUCUGAAGAGUCCCUUACCGAUGCUGUGGAUUUAGCUGAAGGCAACAGUGACGAAGAAACGAAAAUGACGGGAACCAUACCAGUACGACUGUACGUCAAAUUUUUCAGAUCUGGUGGCGGAAUCAUUUUAUCCGUGUUCGUUUUACUCCUGUGUCUCAUUAGUCAGCUUUCCAGAACUGGGGUAGAUUGGUGGAUCGGAAAUUGGUCUGACGGCGAGGAAAUGUCAGCCGCGAACAAGACAUUAAUCAACUUGAAAUAUUACUUCAAAACUGACAAGGACAAUAAUUUGUACAUGUUUGUUGGAUUGACACUACUGUCAUUUGUCUUGUCACUGUGCAACUCCCUGCUAUUCUUCAACUUAGCAGUGGAUGCAAGCAAGAAAUUGCACGAGAAUAUGAUGUCCGCUAUAAUGAAAACCUCACUCUACUUUUUCGACACAAUUCCUGUUGGUCGAAUCCUGAAUCGUUUUUCAAAAGACACAUAUUUCCUUGACGAGGAAAUGCCAUGGGUAUUUUUUGACGUGUCUUUGUAUGGGUUGUUCACGAUAAAUGCCUUGGUUAUUAGUGCUGUUAGUGUUCCAUACAUAAUCAUCAUCAUGAUCCCGUUGGCCAUUGCCUUUUUCCUGCUGCGAAGAUAUUACUUGCAAACGGCAAGAGAUAUAAAACGACUGGAAGGGAUUUCGAGAAGCCCGAUGUUCGCGCAUUUAUCAGCCACUCUUGAAGGUCUAACGACGAUCAGGUCAUCAGGUUCUGUUGAUAAAGUGACUGAAGAGUUUUUAGAGUGUCAAGAUCAUCAAUCGGAUGGUUGGUUUCUCUUCAUCAGUAGCUCAAGGUGGUUCUCCAUUCGUCUUGAAGCGAUUCUUCUAUUGUUCAUUGGCUUUACUGUCUUCGCUCCAAUGAUAAUACAGCAUUUUGCAACUGUCGAUGCAACUCUUGUUGGCCUAACUUUGAUUUACUGUUUACAACUUGGUGGCCUAUUUCAAUGGUGCGUUAGACAAACUGCUCAAGUCGAAAGUCUGAUGACGUCAACUGAGCGAAUCGUUGAGUACUGUAACCUCGAUCCUGAACCAGAGAUCGAUACCAAAACAGUUUUGUCUAAAGGCUGGCCCAAGUAUGGGAUUAUCACAGCAGAAGGGGCCUCUUUUGCCCACCACAAGUCUUUGCCCUAUGUGUUGAAGACCAUGUUCUUCUGUAUUCGGGCAAGCGAAAAAGUAGGUGUGAUUGGCCGAACUGGUGCAGGAAAGUCGUCUUUAAUUGCCGCAAUGUUUCGAACUGGGAAAUUGAUGGGGACAAUUCGUAUAGACGGUGUUGCUACCUCAGACAUUCCACUCAAGACACUACGCAGCAGCAUGUCUGUCAUUCCCCAGGAUCCAGUCCUCUUCAGUGGCACAUUACGAAUCAACAUUGAUCCGUUUAAUGAAUUCGAAGAUCCAGACAUUUGGGAAGUUCUCGAAGAAGUACAGCUCAAGGACGUUGUGUUUGAGCUUCCAAACAAAUUGACCACAGAAGUUUCUGAAGGUGGUGCAAAUUUCAGCGUUGGGCAGAGGCAACUGUUGUGUCUAGCAAGGGCAUUGCUUUUAAGGAAGAAGAUUCUGUUUAUUGACGAAGCAACUGCAAAUGUUGACAACGACACUGAUGCCUUGAUCCAGGAAACAAUUAAGGACAAGUUCAGGGAUUGCACAGUCAUUACAAUUGCCCAUAGGCUGAAUACGAUAAUGGACUGCGAUCGUAUUAUGGUCAUUAAAGCUGGUAAGAUAGUCCAGUUUGACGAUCCGUGCGAGUUAUUCAAGGACAAAGAUGGGGAAUUUAAGCAGCUUGUCAACCAAUCUGGUAAUGUCGAGGCUGCACGUCUUGAGAUGAUGGCAAACGAGGCUAAAGAAAUAAAGCAGCUCAUAAAGGAGAGAACCCAGCAAACAUAUCCAGGAUGCAAUAUUACAAGGUCUAAAACAAGAGAGCAAAUAAUUGAAAUUUUUGGCUCACGGGUUGUAUACGAAACAUCCUUAUAGUUUCAACCUGUUUGUGAUAACCAUACAUAGCUAUUUAUUCCGUAAGUUCUUGCUAGAGUAGGGGGGUAUUUAGACGUAACAUCGAGAAAAUGAUCAUUUUACUACAGUUUCUAUUAAAUGAAUAAACCCUUUGGUCACUUUUUAAAAACAUAUAAGAAAAUCUGAAGCGAAUUUUGAGAUUUCUUUCUGCAUAUAAAUGUUUAGACAAUAAUCAGCCAGUUAGUAAGUUUCUUGCUUGUCCAGUGAAAUUUUCUUCUUUCAAGAAAUAAAGAAGCCACUAGGUUAUCAACGGCCACGCUGCUUCCACGCACUGGCUUCUCUUCUAUCGAUGACGACAGCCCCUUGUAUUUUGAAUAUUGUAAAAAUAUAUUUUUGAAGAGGUUGUGAAGAAUAGAAAAAAGGAAAACUGGCUGGCUACUUUCCCAUCUUUUUUCGUGCCUUCUCAGGUCGAAGCUCUGGUCUUUAUUUCUUCAUAAGCUUUUGUAUCUUUUGUAUAUAUAUAUAAGAGACGUAUUAUAAAAAAACAUAUUUAUAGUAUAGUUUAACAUCUAUAUUUUAGAUAGUAUCGCGUGCAAGUAUUUUUUACAAAGCAGUGAUAUUUGGCACUUAUGUUGAGUUUUUACUUAAAGAUCUCUUCUUUUUGCUAUAUGCACAAGUCA
Rhopilema esculentum is the source of this 4842-nucleotide messenger RNA. Its product is annotated as ATP-binding cassette sub-family C member 4. Gene Ontology annotation, biological process: transmembrane transport. Gene Ontology annotation, cellular component: membrane. Gene Ontology annotation, molecular function: ATP binding; ATP hydrolysis activity; ABC-type transporter activity. The record is from RefSeq and is a predicted model, not a curated record. Lineage: Eukaryota; Metazoa; Cnidaria; Scyphozoa; Rhizostomeae; Rhizostomatidae.